UUUCAACAAUUUUGGUACGUAGUCCACGAUCAUGACCGCGACUCCGAGUCCCAUCACUUUUAUCAAUCGACUCGCCAACAUCUUUCCAUCUCAUCUGACGAAGCAGCAACGGAAGACUUUUCUCUGAUUCAAGCCGCUCCCUUCUUUGUCCCUCGCUCGCACAAUCUCGGCUGUCCCGCGUUAAGCCGCAUGACCAGCAGUUCGUUCAGUCCCAUGCCCUGGCCUGUGCCUGUGCACCAUCGGUUCCAUCGGUCCCAUCCAUGUCUGCCGCAGAUGCCCCGCCGCCGUCGAAUAAGCAUGCUGCCGCAUGUCCCGAGAUGGGAAUCGACAGUGAUUCAGUCAGCCAGCUCGGCCAGGGACAGGGGGCUUCCCCAGUGCCAGCUUGGCACUGUCACUUGUCGAUUUCUCCUCGAGGCCAUGGAUCUCCGCCCGCCAGAUAGCCGACUGGCCAUGUUUUUGCCUCCUGGUCCGCUUAACAUUCGACAUACCUGACACGAUGAAAAAGCUGUUGCCUCUGGCCGCGGCGAGUCUUUUCUCGCACGCUGAUGCAGCGUGUAACAUUACUUCCACUGGUACAUCGGGCGAUAUUGUCUUCACUGGCACUCUCCUGACGUCCAGAGGUCCUCUCUCCAACGGCACCCUCCUGGUACGGUCCGACCGGAUUGUACAUGCCGGCCCACGAUCUCCUCUCAGCCCUGACGCAAUCCGUAACGCGACCUAUGUUGAGUGCACCGAGCCUUCGGUCAUCUCGCCUGGUUUUAUCAACGCUCACGAACAUAUCGAAUAUUCGACCAUCAACCCUCUCGCCGAUAUCGGCGAAAGAUGCGGUCACCGCCAUGACUGGCGCCGCGGUCUACGAGGCCAUACCAAGCGCGAGGCCCCAAUCAAUGGCUCGGCUGUCGCCGCCACCACCUGGGGAGAACUACGCCACCUCUUCUCCGGGACGACCUCUAUCGUCGGCGGUGCCAUGGCACCAGGUCUUGCCCGCAACCUCGACUUCGUGGCCGGAUUAGGACAAGGCAUCCGUUCCGCCGUUGCCACGUGGGACGUUUUCCCGCUCGACGACUCGGCUGGCAUCCUGCGUCAUGGCGACUGCGACUACGGAAUGGCACCCAUAACCUCCGAAGCGUCCGGAAAACUGCAUCGAUACAUGGCGCACAUCGCCGAAGGCGUUGAUGCCGAGGCCACCAACGAGUUCCGCUGCCUCUCCGACUCGCGGUUUGACAAUAUCUCGCUCCCUGGCGGAGGAGGAGGGGUCAGUACCGAUAUUAUAGGCCCUAAUUUGGCUUUGGUUCACGCUCUCGGCCUCUCCGACGCGGACUUUGAGCUCGUCGCCUCGCGUGGCGCGAGCGUGAUUUGGUCGCCGCGGAGCAACGUAUUUCUGUACGGAAAGACGCUCAACGUGAGUCAUCUGCUUGAGACUGGCGUCAAUGUUGCACUGGGCACCGACUGGUUGCCUUCAGGAUCUGCUACCAUGGGCCGCGAGGCUGUGUGCGCCCGAGACGCAACAUGGCACAGUUUUGGUCAAAAGCUGCAGCCAAAGACUCUGUGGGAAAUGAUGACGGUCAAUGCCGCAAAGGCCGUUGGCUUCGAGACCCACAUCGGGUCGCUCGAGCCUGGUAAGGUAGCUGAUAUCGUCGUUUUUGGCGGCGGCCAUCAGGGAACUGACCAAGAUGACCCUUUUGCGCGGGCGAUAUUCACUGGGGCCGAGGACCUGGAACUGGUCAUGCGGGGAGGGAAAGUCCUCGUCGCAGGCGCGAGCCUCAAGGGCAUGGCUUCAGAACCUUCCUGUGAGACGGCUACGUUCGGGCCCGUUGUCAAACACCUAUGUGUGGCCGAUGAGCUCGGAUCCAGCUUUGCUCAUUUCAAAGCUUCCCUUGAGGGCGUCUAUCCCGCCAUCCUCCCCGGCAUCCCUGAAAACGAGCCAACUUGCAUGCCGACCCGCUGAUGGCAUCCAUAGCAAUGAAAAAGAACACGGUCAUCCCCAUA
Molecule: messenger RNA, 1989 nt
Organism: Gaeumannomyces tritici R3-111a-1
Lineage: Eukaryota; Fungi; Ascomycota; Sordariomycetes; Magnaporthales; Magnaporthaceae
Exons: 1
Coding region: 497-1948 (483 amino acids)
Molecular function (GO): hydrolase activity, acting on carbon-nitrogen (but not peptide) bonds
Source: RefSeq, a predicted model, not a curated record